This is a messenger RNA of Torulaspora globosa, 1230 nucleotides long. RefSeq names its product type I HSP40 co-chaperone YDJ1 (gene YDJ1). Gene Ontology annotation, biological process: response to heat; protein refolding. The transcript has a single exon. Gene Ontology annotation, molecular function: ATP binding; Hsp70 protein binding. The coding region runs from base 1 to 1230 and encodes 409 amino acids. Gene Ontology annotation, cellular component: cytoplasm; nucleus; cytosol. The record is from RefSeq and is a predicted model, not a curated record. NCBI's taxonomy places the organism in Eukaryota, Fungi, Ascomycota, Saccharomycetes, Saccharomycetales, Saccharomycetaceae.
AUGGUUAAAGACUCUAAAUUCUACGAUCUUUUAGGCGUGUCGUCGACCGCAACGGACAGUGAGAUCAAGAAGGCGUACAGAAAAGCAGCUUUGAAAUACCACCCAGAUAAGAACCCAUCGGAGGAGGCAGCAGAAAAAUUCAAAGAAGUGUCGUCCGCAUAUGAAGUGCUUUCGGAUCCGCAAAAGAGGGAAGUUUACGAUCAGUUCGGAGAGGAAGGUUUGAGUGGUGGUGGUGCAGGAGCGGGCGGGUUUGGUGGUUUUGGUGGUUUCGGUGAUGACAUCUUUUCUCAGUUCUUUGGCGGAGCGGGUUCUGCCAGACCAAGAGGACCGCAGAGAGGCAGAGACAUUAAGCAUGAGAUCGCGGUGACGUUGGAGGAGUUGUACAAGGGUAGGACGGCAAAGUUGGCUUUGAACAAGCAGAUUCUCUGCAAGAGUUGUAACGGUCGCGGUGGUAAGGAAGGUGCGGUUAGGAAGUGUACCGGGUGUAGUGGUACGGGUUACAAGUUUGUGACUAGACAGAUGGGUCCAAUGAUCCAGAGGUUCCAGACCGAGUGUGACCAGUGUUCUGGUACAGGUGAUAUCAUCGACCCUAAGGACCGUUGUAAGGCAUGCCACGGUAAGAAGGUCGCGAACGAAAGAAAGAUCCUAGAAGUUCAUGUGGACCCAGGUAUGAAGGACGGUCAGAAGAUUGUUUUCAGGGGUGAAGCUGACCAGGCUCCUGACGUUAUUCCUGGUGACGUUAUCUUCGUGGUCUCCGAGAAGCCACACAAGAAGUUCCAAAGAGUGGGCGACGAUUUGGUAUACGAAGCUGAGAUAGACCUAUUGACCGCUAUAGCAGGUGGUGAAUUCGCUUUGGAACACGUCUCUGGCGAUUGGCUGAAAGUCGCCAUCGUACCUGGUGAAGUUGUCUCUCCUGGUAUGCGCAAAGUUAUAGAGGGUAAGGGUAUGCCAAUUGCCAAAUACGGUGGUUACGGUAACCUGUUAGUCAACUUCAAGAUUAAAUUCCCACCAAGCCAUUUCACCAGCGAGGAAAACUUGAAGAAGUUGGAAGAGAUUUUGCCACCAAGAGCUAAAGUCGUUAUCCCAGCAAAGGCUCAUGUAGACGAGUGUGUUCUAUCAGAGUUCGAUGCAGCCAAGUAUAGCAGACAAAAUGGCAGGGGCGCCCAGAGUUACGACGAAGACGAUGAGGAAACUGGAGGUGCUGAGGGUGUCCAAUGCGCGUCGCAGUAG